AUGCCUCACCUUCACUCGACCUACACGUCUCACCUUCACCCGACCUACACAUCUCACCAUCCCCCGACCUACACAUCUCACCAUCCCCCGACCUACACAUCUCACCAUCACCCGACCUACACAUCUCACCAUCCCCCCGACCUACACAUCUCACCAUCCCCCGACCUACACAUCUCACCAUCCCCCGACCUACACAUCUCACCUUCACCCGACCUACACAUCUCACCAUCCCCCCGACCUACACAUCUCACCUUCACCCGACCUACACAUCUCACCAUCCCCCGACCUACACAUCUCACCUUCACCCGACCUACACGUCUCACCAUCCCCCGACCUACACAUCUCACCUUCACCCGACCUACACAUCUCACCAUCCCCCCGACCUACACAUCGCACCAUCACCCGACCUACACAUCUCACCAUCCCCCCGCCCUACACAUCUCACCAUCCCCCGACCUACACAUCUCACCAUCCCCCCGACCUACACAUCUCACCAUCCCCCGACCUACACAUCUCACCUUCACCCGACCUACACAUCUCACCACCCCCCCGACCUACACAUCUCACCAUCACCAUCACCCGACCUACACAUCUCACCAUCCCCCGACCUACACAUCUCACCAUCCCCCCGACCUACACGUCUCACCUUCACCCGACCUACACAUCUCACCAUCCCCCCGACCUACACAUCUCACCAUCACCCGACCUACACGUCUCACCAUCCCCCGACCUACACAUCUCACCUUCACCCGACCUACACAUCUCACCAUCCCCCCGACCUACACAUCUCACCAUCACCCGACCUACACAUCUCACCAUCCCCCGACCUACACAUCUCACCUUCACCCGACCUACACAUCUCACCAUCACCCGACCUACACAUCUCACCAUCCCCCCGACCUACACAUCUCACCACCCCCCGACCUACACAUCUCACCAUCACCAUCACCCGACCUACACAUCUCACCAUCACCCGACCUACACAUCUCACCAUCCCCCCGACCUACACAUCUCACCAUCCCCCCGACCUACACGUCUCACCAUCACCCGGCCUACACAUCUCACCAUCCCCCCGACCUACACGUCUCACCUUCACCCGACCUACACGUCUCACCAUCACCCGACCUACACAUCUCACCAUCCCCCGACCUACACAUCUCACCAUCCCCCCGACCUACACAUCUCACCAUCACCCGACCUACACAUCUCACCAUCCCCCGACCUACACAUCUCACCUUCACCCGACCUACACAUCUCACCAUCACCCGACCUACACAUCUCACCAUCACCCGACCUACACAUCUCACCAUCCCCCCGACCUACACAUCUCACCAUCCCCCCGACCUACACAUCUCACCAUCACCCGACCUACACAUCUCACCAUCCCCCCGACCUACACAUCUCACCAUCCCCCCGACCUACACAUCUCACCAUCCCCCGACCUACACAUCUCACCAUCCCCCCGACCUACACAUCUCACCAUCCCCCCGACCUACACAUCUCACCAUCACCCGACCUACACAUCUCACCAUCCCCCCGACCUACACAUCUCACCAUCACCCGACCUACACAUCUCACCAUCCCCCCGACCUACACAUCUCACCAUCCCCCCGACCUACACGUCUCACCAUCACCCGACCUACACGUCUCACCAUCACCCGACCUACACAUCUCACCAUCACCCGACCUACACAUCUCACCAUCCCCCGACCUACACAUCUCACCAUCAUCCGACCUACACAUCUCACCAUCAUCCAACCUACACAUCUCACCAUCCCCCCGACCUACACAUCUCACCAUCAUCCAACCUACACAUCUCACCAUCCCCCCGACCUACACAUCUCACCAUCACCCGACCUACACAUCACCCUCACCCGACCUACACGUCUCACCUUCACCCGACCUACACGUCUCACCUUCACCCGACCUACACGUCUCAGCAUCCUCCGACCUACACGUCUCACCAUCACCCGACCUACACGUCUCAGCAUCCUCCGACCUACACGUCUCACCAUCACCCGACCUACACGUCUCACCAUCCCCCCGACCUACACGUCUCACCAUCACCCGACCUACACGUCUCACCAUCACCCGACCUACACGUCUCACCAUCACCCGACCUACACGUCUCACCAUCACCCGACCUACACGUCUCACCAUCCUCCGACCUACAGUGGCUUGUGA
Messenger RNA from Salvelinus namaycush (lake trout), 2184 nucleotides. RefSeq names its product extensin-like. Lineage: Eukaryota; Metazoa; Chordata; Actinopteri; Salmoniformes; Salmonidae. The coding region runs from base 1 to 2184 and encodes 727 amino acids. The record is from RefSeq and is a predicted model, not a curated record. The transcript has a single exon.